Molecule: messenger RNA, 521 nt
Organism: Neodiprion virginianus
Lineage: Eukaryota; Metazoa; Arthropoda; Insecta; Hymenoptera; Diprionidae
Exons: 3
Coding region: 83-448 (121 amino acids)
Source: RefSeq, a predicted model, not a curated record
CAAAGAGACCAAAAAAGACGGUACUUUCACAAUCGACUGCGUACCAUGUAGCUGGAUACGAUCCGACCAUGAAAAGGGACACAUGUUGGCGAAAUUUGCAUCACCACCAUACGGAAACAAAACAGCUAAUAAAUUAUUAGAAUCAUUGAUAAAAUCACAAAGCCCUGCUUUGCCGAAUUGGCCAGAAUAUGUCGUAGAACUUGUUGGUCAUGCAGACACAUAUGAGAAAUCUAUUGAAAGACUAGGCAUUUUGCAAAGCGAUGAAUUUGCUUAUACAACAGAUUCUGACAACACAGGACAAGAAAAGGCAUCUCAAAUAACUGAAAAAAUAAAGAAACAGAGCUUAAAAAAAAUCAUGGAAGUGCCAAGACUUGAGAGCGAUGAUUCAGAGGAAAACGAUACGAGGCAAGAUGAUGACGCGUGCAAUGGAAUCCGCGCGCCGAUGUGACGUGCCGCGCUAGAUAAAUUAAUUGUUUUCCUCAAAUAAUAAUAAUUUCUCCAUCAAUUAAAAAUACGUUAUG